AUGGCGCGCCACGCCCUCGUCGCCCUCCUCAUCUGUGCCGCUUUUGCUCUGCUGGCUAACCAGAGUGUCCAGGCGGCUAUUGCCCGCGCCGACUUCAGCAAUCCAACAUAUCCUGGCAAGUGCGUUUUGGACUCCAACACAAUUAUGUCGCCGGGCCAGACCGGCAAGGCGCCCAACCAUCCCUGCGCUGGCGUUACCUGCAUGGAUGGCGGACGUGUGGAGUUCAGGACCUGUGCGGCCGUUGCCCCGCCCCGGGGCUGCAAGCAACGGGACUUUGCCAACAGCAAUCGUGCCUAUCCGGAGUGCUGUGAGCGCAGCUACGAUUGUACCAAACACAUUUAG
Messenger RNA from Scaptodrosophila lebanonensis, 342 nucleotides. RefSeq lists its product as uncharacterized. The coding region runs from base 1 to 342 and encodes 113 amino acids. The transcript has 2 exons. Lineage: Eukaryota; Metazoa; Arthropoda; Insecta; Diptera; Drosophilidae. The record is from RefSeq and is a predicted model, not a curated record.